CAGCUUAAUUGCAGGUGCACGCGGAAGGACGAAGCGCGGUCGCGAUGCCGCCGCCGCCGUAGGCUUUGGUUGGACCCAAAAUGAAACAUGCGCAGACUCGCUGUCUGGUUUAAUGCCACAGUUAGUAAGCCUGCUACAGGAGAUAUGCAGUAAUAUUAAUGAGGUAUAGACUGUAUUUCAACAUAGAAGCGUGGGUGCUUACUGAUGGAGGAUACGUAAUGGCCAGAAGGUAGCCGACCUCGGAGCUCUCGAAACAAGAUGAUAAAGAACUGGGGCGUCAUUGGUGGGAUAGCUGCUGCGAUUGCAGCUGGAGUAUACGUUUUGUGGGGUCCAAUCACAGAGCGAAAGAAAAGAAAGAGAGGUAUGGCACCAGGUCUUUUAAACUUGGGGAACACCUGCUUUCUGAACUCGUUACUUCAGGGCUUAGCAGCAUGUCCGUCGUUCAUCAGGUGGCUGGAGAAGUUUGCAGCUCUGCCUUCAAUCCAGUCCUGCAAAGACAACCAGCUAUCCACGACACUGCUCCAGCUUCUCAAAGCUCUAUCCAGUGAUGAGCCAGGUGAGGAUGAUGUACUUGAUGCUGGAUGUCUCCUGGAUGUCCUCAGACUGUACAGAUGGCACAUCAGCUCAUUUGAAGAGCAGGAUGCACAUGAGCUGUUUCAUGUCCUUACAUCUUCUCUGGAAGAGGAGCGAGAUCGUCAGCCCAAAGUCACAAAUCUGUUUGACAUGCACUCCCUUGAGAGUCUCCCAGAUCAAGAUGAGAAAACUAUGAGAUGCAGAAGUCGAGCUCCCCUUCAUCCAAUACCAAGUCCGUGGAAGUUUCAGCAUCCGUUUCAUGGUCGGUUAACAAGCAACAUGUUCUGCAAGCGCUGCGAGCUACAGAGUCCAGUGCGGUACGACUCGUUUGAUAGUCUUUCCCUGUCCAUCCCUUUACCUCAGUGGGGGCGGCCGAUCUCUCUAGAUCAGUGUCUUCAGCACUUUAUCUCUUCAGAAACCAUCAAAGAAGUGGAGUGUGAAAAUUGCACCAAGCUUCAACAAGCUACCACAAUAAAUGGGCAAGUUGUAGAAAGCCAAAGGACGACGUUUGUUAAACAGCUAAAACUGGGAAAGCUCCCCCAGUGCCUUUGCAUCCAUUUGCAAAGAUUGACGUGGUCGAGUGAAGGAACCCCCAUCAAACGACAGGAACAUGUGCAGUUUGCAGAGUAUCUAUCAAUGGACCAUUACAAACACAACACUUCCACACAGAGGAGUCAGCGGCUCAGAUGCACUGCAAAAUCCAUAAAGGCUGAAAGCAGAGACGAUUCAGUAGAAAAACCCUCUGCCAAUGGCACCGAUUCAGAGCAUCACAACAACAACAAACCUUUUUCUAAUGGAACUUGUUCAUCGGUCCUCCUUCACACUCCUGGUGUGAACCCACAGCUCAGCCUCACAUAUGACUACAGUUCUACAGAGUACCUUUUCCAGCUCACGGCAGUGCUGGUUCACCACGGUGACAUGCACUCAGGACAUUUCGUCACCUACCGCCGCAGCCCCUCCUCAUCUCGCAGCUCUUCACCCUUCAGCUGCCAGUGGCUGUGGGUGUCAGACGAUUCGGUACGCAAAGCCAGCCUGCACGAGGUGCUGUCUUCCAACGCUUACAUGCUCUUUUACGAGAGAGUACGAAGACUUGGCCUCUCUCUGCCCUCAGAGCAGUAACCAAAGGCUCGCAGCCUGAAUGACUUCUGCCUUUCCAGUCAUACUGUCACACUCGAUGUGGCAGGGGACAGCACGGUUACCAACACGUGGCUUUGUGAACAUGACACCAGAGAAGAAAGCCAUCCUAGAGUUGUCCUAGGGUGUAGUGUGAUGUGUUGUGGACACCUUGCCUGCUGCUCUGCUCCAGAGGAGGAGCCUUUUAAUCCCAAAGAUGAUAAAACUGCAGGAUUUUUGUCAUAUCUUUUAUCGGUAAGCUACUUUUUCUUUGACAUGUAAUAAUUUAUGUAACACCUCGACUUCUACCAGAUAAAGAAAGGGGAACACCUGACAUUAAACGCUGCAUCGGCCACAACAUUAAAAACCACUGACAAGCAAAAUGAGUAAUGGUUGUCGUCACUGGUGCAGUGAUCUGCUGGAAAACCUAUGGGUCAUGGUAUGUGGAUGGUACUCUGGUACACUCCACUCCACCCACCUAAAGAUUGUUGUAUCCCAAGCACACCCCUUGUUGCUAUGGCACUUUGUGGCAGUAUCCUCCUCCAGCAGCAUAUUUACCCCAGCACACCAGGGGAAAAAAAAAAAAAACGUGUGUCUGUGUGUGUGUGUGUGUGUGUGUGUGUGUGUGGCUUGAAUGUAAAGCAGUUUCAGUAGUCAGUAGGACUAGAAAAGCUCUAAAUAAAUGCAGUCCACUUACCAUAUUCCCAGCUUCCAAAUCCUGAUCUGAUUGAGAGGCUUAUCCUGCAAGCAGAUUAAACAAACGCCAAAUACCACAGGACACUCCCAGAGGCCAAAAUGAUAUUUGUGACACCACAAUAUUAGACUGGUGGUUUUACUGUUGUGGCUCAUUGGUGCAAUCUAUGUCAAGAUAAAAACCCUACAAACUGCGGUUCACGUUUAAAGCGUACAGUAUUUAGGCUGGCACAAAAGUUGGCUAGAGGUGUUGCUUCUGGUGUUUAAAUGUGAAUGCUUUUCUUUCCAAGCUCCUUAGACCACCCAUUAGGACUUGUCAGCGAUUAUAUUUAGGAGCUUUUGCAUAUUCUGAAAAGUCAAAGGUGGAAUUAUCCUUGACUCUGGUUCUCUUUGUCAGAUGUAGUUUGCCUAAUAAUUCCCAGCAGUGUAUGUAAACCCAGAGCAGUAAUAAUGUUUCUAUUGACACGGUUUUCUUCUAUUUGAUUAUUUUUUUGCUGUUUCCAGUGAACCUAACUCUAUCAUGAUUUAUAGAACUGCACGUUUGUGGUUUAAGUGCCAUAUUGUCUUAAAUGCCCGAGAUUUUAAACACGUGGAACCAUGAGUGCUACAACUAAUGUGAACGGGGCCCUUCCUUGAAAUGUGACACAUCACAGCCAGUUGACAUGCUGUGGGUGUUUUUAAACUGGUUAAUAAGAGACGUGCCCUUAGUUAACAUGACUGCAGAUUUCUGUAGUCAUCCUGUUGUUUAUAAUUAAUGUGUAACUUUUGACCAACGAGGUCAAAAUAAGCAGUGAUCUGGUGCAGAACUGCUUAAUUUUUGCAGUUUGCACUAGUGUAUAUUCAUGUGAGAUUGUAUUUGUGUGCAGUCUGUAAGCUGAUUGUUUUCAGGUAUUAAAAGCAUUAAAAAUG
This is a messenger RNA of Oreochromis aureus, 3288 nucleotides long. It is a transcript of the gene usp30, whose product is annotated as ubiquitin specific peptidase 30. NCBI's taxonomy places the organism in Eukaryota, Metazoa, Chordata, Actinopteri, Cichliformes, Cichlidae. Gene Ontology annotation, cellular component: nucleus; cytosol. The transcript has 13 exons. Gene Ontology annotation, molecular function: cysteine-type deubiquitinase activity; cysteine-type endopeptidase activity. Gene Ontology annotation, biological process: protein deubiquitination. The record is from RefSeq and is a predicted model, not a curated record. Bases 259 to 1692 code for a protein of 477 amino acids.